This is a messenger RNA of Helobdella robusta, 1562 nucleotides long. RefSeq lists its product as hypothetical. Gene Ontology annotation, molecular function: DNA-binding transcription factor activity; RNA polymerase II cis-regulatory region sequence-specific DNA binding. Gene Ontology annotation, biological process: regulation of transcription by RNA polymerase II. The coding region runs from base 61 to 1329 and encodes 422 amino acids. NCBI's taxonomy places the organism in Eukaryota, Metazoa, Annelida, Clitellata, Rhynchobdellida, Glossiphoniidae. The transcript is spliced from 5 exons. The record is from RefSeq and is a predicted model, not a curated record.
CAGACAAAUAACAAAGCGUCAUUGUCAUCAUUUUCUGUCGAUGAAACAUCUGCUGGUUCAAUGGCUCACAGUUCACAAACGUUUACAAUAAAUGAUGCAACUAAUAGGUCUGUCAACAUGCAAUCGAUAAUGGAACCAACUGCAACUACAUCAACGUCUUCAGAAGCCACAUCAUUGACAACAACAUCAUCAGGUUUAACUAACGAAAUAAAUGAUGAUAAUAGUUCAAGUUUUAUGUGCCAGGUGUGUGGCAAAAUGCUCUUGUCCUUGCAAAAGUUGCAACUGCACUUGGGAAAGACGCAUUGCGAGAAGAGGAAGUACAUGUGUCCUCACUGCCACAAACUCUUCAAUGAAAGAGGUAAUAGGCACCGACACAUCAGGGUCGUACACUACAAGGAAAGAAAUUAUUUAUGUGACUUGUGUGGGCAGUCGUUUGGCCAGGUGAACACGCUGCAUCAACAUCGAAACUCCUGCCAGACGGGCAGGCGCUCGCUUGCCAAGUGCCACUUCUGCAAGUUCAAGGUCAACAACUCAUUGAAGUCGAACAGAAUGAUGGUUGAUCAUUAUAAAGAAGUCCAUGGUAUUGAAUUGUUGCACUGUUCCAAUUGUCCAGACAUAUAUUAUUCUCUUGAAAGUUACAACAAACAUUUGAAAGAUUUUCUUUAUGAGGCUAGCGAGUGCAAGUUAUGCGACAUCCAGUUCACAAACCAGUGCUCCAUGCGAGCCCACAGCUGUGAGCUGACGGACGCUGUCACCAAACAUGUCUGCGGCGUCUGUUGCAAGAGCUUCUUGACAUCAACGUCAUUUAAGUAUCAUCAGCGCACACACGACGGCCAGAAACCGCACGCCUGUAAGAUUUGUGAUUCGAGGUUCAGGCAGGCGGCCCACUUGAAGAUACACCAGCUGAAACAUUCCAACGAGCGCUCACAGAAGUGCCUUCUCUGCAAGAAAACUUACAAAGCAAGAAAUGAUUUGAAACUGCAUUACAGGAACGUUCACAAGAUCAUCCUUCCCAAAUAUAUCGUGGGCGAUAUCACCGUUGAUGACUUGUCGAAGGGGGAACCUGUUGAUGAUGAUAAUGAUGAUGGUGGUGGUUUUGUUAAUGUUGGUGGUGGCCAUGAUGAUGUUGACACUGUUCUUGCUUACAUGACGUGCGAUAAUGAUGAUGAUGAUGGUGCCGAUAAGAACGAAGAACCUGAAAAUGAGAAUUCAUGUAAUGCUGGUAAUGAGGACGAAGACGACGACGAUAACGAUUCUUAUGGUGGUUAUGAUCUCGACGGUGAUGAUUAUGAUGUCAAUGAGGAAGAAGAAGAUGUUGAUAAUGAUUAACAGAAAAUAUUUUUAUUAUCGCCAUCAUCAUCAUUAUGAUUCGUGAGAAGACGGUUGGUUUGGUAAAUAUGUGAUAGUCUUUUUUUUGUUGCUUGAAAAUUAGGUAUCAAUGUAUUAAUAGUUCAAUAAAGCCAUGGAAGGAUAGAUGGAUAACUGGAUAAAUGAAUGAGUAAAUUAAUGGCAGACAAAUUUGUUUAAUGAAAAUUAAAAUAUAGACUUGCAAUACAUUUUUG